AUGAGCACGAUGAGCAAAAUGAUUAUGUGCAAUUUGAAUAAAUUGAAAUAUAAAAAGAAGCUCGUGGCAAAUGAAAAGGAAUUGAUGUCAUCUUGCCGUCAUCUCUAUCGAAAAGCGUUCGAUAAACGGUCUUUUUGGCUUAAUUUUGCCGUCAUUCGAGAUCCGAUCAAUCGCUUCAUUUCCGUCUACAAAUAUCUUUGCUUUUAUGUUCGAAUGUGUGGAAGGUAUGGGAGGAAUUUCCCGAAAAUGGUUGAUCAAUUCGAUCGAAUGUUUAGAAACGCUCGAAAAUUUACGGGAAGAAUGCGAAAAUCACCAAUGUAUGCUAGGCAUCAUUUAAAGCCUCAAUCAUGGGAUUGUCGUUUCAACAAAUUACGUGACUCCUUUCGAAUCAUUCACUACGAGGAGAAUCUUCGAGAACAAUGGCAGGAAAUGUUUUAUGAAGCGGGCGUUUCUGAGGAGAUGACGCAAAAGGUUCCAUUCAAAGAG
Mesorhabditis belari is the source of this 486-nucleotide messenger RNA. The record is from the annotation of a GenBank genome assembly. NCBI's taxonomy places the organism in Eukaryota, Metazoa, Nematoda, Chromadorea, Rhabditida, Rhabditidae.